Molecule: messenger RNA, 2204 nt
Organism: Aethina tumida (small hive beetle)
Lineage: Eukaryota; Metazoa; Arthropoda; Insecta; Coleoptera; Nitidulidae
Gene: MED15
Product: mediator of RNA polymerase II transcription subunit 15
Exons: 8
Coding region: 256-2082 (608 amino acids)
Biological process (GO): regulation of DNA-templated transcription
Molecular function (GO): transcription coregulator activity
Source: RefSeq, a predicted model, not a curated record
UUUAGUGUUGUUAAUAUUAGAUAUUUCUCACAUCAAAACUGCUGUUGCCUGAGAUACCCAAACUAGAUUUCAUCAUUACAAAAAAUUAGUGAAAUUUAUGCACAAGAGGGUAUUGCUCAGUAAUUCUUUGAUAAUGUUCUUUCGCCAUUGACUGUGUAUUCAAAGAAUAUACUAUCUGAAGAACGUGCAAGUUCAGUUGUUCCAUUAAUCUAACCUAUUUUAAGAAAUUAAUUUUGUGUUUAAGUUUAAAUAAAAAUGGCUUCUGAAGACACAUCUUGGACUACUUCAGCUUUUAGGCAAAGUGUUGUUGCAAAAAUUGAUGAAGCAAUUCGCUCUUCUGGCAUGAAUACAUCAAGGAACAGUAUGGACAUGGAAAAUCAUGUGUAUCUUAAGGCAAAGAAUAAAGAGGAAUAUUUAGGAUUUGUUGCAAGAUUAAUUUUGCACAUCCGUGAAAUGAAUAGCAAAAAGGCAAAUGGCAUGAAUACUGGACAGCAGCAAGGGGGACCUGGCAUGCCAGAUCCAAUCAAUGCUUUACAAAAUUUGGCCAGUCAAGGUACAAGGAAUCCUAUAAUGAAUGGAAUGAGAGGACAAACUCAAAUGGGUGGACCACAACAACCCUCUGCCACCAACCUAAUACAAACCUUAAACAGAGGCGGACCUGGAUGCCAGCAAAUGAUGCUGGGAAAUAUGCCAAUGCAGGGUGGACCAAAUAUGAAUCAAAACACAGGUCCUAUGGGCAAUCAAAUGGGCACUCAACAAAUGGGCCAACAGAUACAAACACAAUUGCCAAUGCCUAUGUCCAAUACGAAUGUAAAUCAACUACAGAAUCAAAUCAACAAUCAACUUGGAAAUCAAAUGCAAAAUCAAGUUCAAAAUCAGAUGGGCAAUCAAAUGAUUGGCCAAAUGCCUGUACAAAUUCAGAUGGGGGGAAAUCUAAAUAUGCAAGGGAAUAUGGCCAAUCAAAUGAUGGGCAAUACGAAUCAGAUGAAUCAGUCGCGACCUCCGAACAUGAUGUUAAUACCGGGAGCCUCGCCGAACUUCCGUCCUCAAAAUCCCCAACAGAUAUUCAAUCAGUCGCCGUCGCCAUCGGUGCAAUCUCCUGCCGGACUGGUCGGACAACCACCAGUCGCUUCACCCGCACUUGCCCCCAGUCCUGGUUCUCAGAUGUGUAUCGGUCCCCCACGAUCCGUUGGCAUGGCACCGAGUCCUGGUGGUUCGUUGAACACGCCUGGUCAGCCUAACCCAAGCCCCAUGGGCGUGAUUGGUCAAGAUGAACAGGCCUAUAGGGACAAGGUCAGGCAACUUAGCAAGUACAUCGAACCACUUCGAAAGAUGAUCGCGAGGAUUGGGAGCGAUGGUAAGGAUUUGGAGAAAAUGAGUAAAAUGAAAAAACUCCUCGAAAUCCUCUCGAAUCCAAGUCAACGUAUGCCACUCGAUACCUUGUUGAAGUGCGAGGUUGUGUUGGAGAAGAUCGAUUUUAAACGAGGUGAUAGCAGUGUACCGGCUGCAACAACGCAUUUGCCGUUCAAAGAAUUGAAUCCAUUGUUGGAAGCUGUGAGUAACAAUCUCAGUAGUCCAGUUAUCAACCACACAUUGCAUAGGACUUUUGGACCUACAUUAGAUGCUUUGUUUGGACCUGAAAUUAAGUUGGUUCCUCCAUUAAAGAAAGUAAAACUUGAAGAGCCUACAAGUGAUAUCCCUGACGUUCUUCAAGGGGAAAUUGCUCGACUAGACCAAAGAUUUAAAGUUUCUUUGGACCCCAAUCAACAACCUGGAUCAAAAUCCAUUCAUCUGACAUGUUGGCUUGAUGACAAACAUUUGCCAUGUGUACCACCAGUUUCACUUAUCGUACCAGAAGAUUAUCCUAAGACGGCACCGUCAUGUAAUAUGGCUGCACAUGAAUACAAUGCCACUCAUUUUUUAUCUACUGUUCAGAACGCAUUGUUGGCGAGAAUUAAAAAAUUGCCGAAACAUUUUUCCGUUUCACAGCUGCUGGACACAUGGGAAAUGAGUGUUAGACAAGCGUCUUCACCUAAUGCUUCUACGCAAGUUUCUUCCACUGCCAUUCUUAUGGGACUGUAAUUUUUAUUAUGUGUUUUAAAUUACAUUAUUUGUAUUCAAUGUUAUUAAUUAAGUUUGUAAAUAUUAUUAAAUAUCUAUUUUAAUUUAGUUUUUUAAAUAAAUAAACACUUAUAGAACCAAUA